AUGGGUGGAAGAGUUGAUAGAACAGUAAAUCAAGGUGGUGGUCCACCUGUUUAUCGUCUGAAUGGCCAAAACUUUCACUUAAUUGGAAGCUUGCAACCUGUGGAUGGUGCUACACCAAAGUUUGCACAAUUGUAUAUCCAUGACACGGAAAAUGAAGUUAACAACCGUCUUACAUCAAUAAGGAAUGACAUUGUUAGUUCAUCAAUAGAGAUGGAGGUUGUUAAUGAUAUAAAGGCAGCUUUAGACGAGCAUAAUGUUUUGGUUAAGUCGUUUCGAAUGGCCAGAAGUGAGAUUCAAAAAAAUCCUAGAACUAAAAUAAGGAUGAGACUAAUAGAAAAGAGGUCCAAAGAUGCAAGGACAUAUAAUCUACCUACAGUCUCCGAGGUUGCUGCAUUGAUUGUUGGCGAUUUAGACCCGGACAUGGGUAUGCGAGACAUUAUAGUUGAGUGUAAGUCAGGAUUGCUUAAGAGGAUUAAUGAGCUCAACCCUGCGUACUUACCAUUGCAAUAUCCUUUAUUGUUUCCUUUUGGAGAAGAUGGAUAUAGGGAUGAUAUACAAUUUUGUACAAAUACUAACGAAGUGGGUGGUAGCAGGGAACGUAUAUCCCCAAGAGAGUAUUUUCCUUUUAAAAUACAUGAAAGGCGAAGUCAACUUUCAACCUUAUUGCAUGCAAGGAGACUGUUACAACAAUUUUUAGUUGAUGGGUACACAAUGGUGGAAGCAGGUCGUCUACUAUUCAUCCGUAACAAUCAAAAGGCAUUGCGUUGUGAAGUGUACAAAGGUUUGUCUGAUGCAUUGUAUAGAGGAGAUAUAGCCCCUUCAACACAAGGGUAUCCAAGCUUAUUCAUUACAUUCACAUGUAACCCAAAGUGGCCGGAAAUCCAACGAUAUGUUCAACUAAGAGGUUUGAGAGCCGAGGAUAGACCAGAUAUUGUGGCACGAAUUUUCAAAAUGAAGCUUGAUUCAUUAAUUAAAGAAUUCAAGGCUGGGCAAUUAUUUGGUCCGAAAUGGGGAUUACCUCAUGCUCAUAUACUUCUUUUUCUUGGUUUGAACACAAGUAUUCCAUGUCAAACUACAGUUGACUCAAUAAUCUCCGCUGAAAUCCCGAGCAAAGAAUUAGAUCCCGAGUACCAUCAAGCAGUCGAGGAGUUAAUGUUACAUGGUCCUUGUGGUGUUGCUAGAAAGACAUCUCCAUGCAUGGUAAAUGGAUGGUGUUCUAAACAUUUUCCCAAAAAAUUUGUGAAAAACUCAAAUUUUGAUGCAGAUGGUUACCCAAUAUAUAGAAGACGGGAUGAUGGGAAAACAAUUACCAAGAAUGGUAUUCAUUUGGAUAACAGAUAUAUGGGAAAUGAUCGCGUCACUGCUGAAUUUUAUAAAACAACAUCAAAUGCAGAUGGUGUACAAUUAGUGGAUGAGAUCAACAUGUACUAUAAUUGUAGAUACGUUUCUGCAUCUGAGGCUACUUGGCGUCUACUAAGUUUUGAGAUUCAAUGUAGAAAUCCGCUAGUUGAGAGGCUUAGUUUCCAUUUACCAGAUAGCCAAACGGUCUUCUUUCAGGAUGAUGAAGAUGUUGAGACAGUAUUGAACAAAGAAACUUUGGGGCAAAGCAUGUCCAAGAAGCUAAAUUGCUAA
Ipomoea triloba (trilobed morning glory) is the source of this 1632-nucleotide messenger RNA. RefSeq lists its product as uncharacterized. The transcript has 5 exons. Bases 1 to 1632 code for a protein of 543 amino acids. Lineage: Eukaryota; Viridiplantae; Streptophyta; Magnoliopsida; Solanales; Convolvulaceae. The record is from RefSeq and is a predicted model, not a curated record.